GCCGCCGAUGAGGGAGCUGCCUGGGACGAAGAAAGGGAAGCGGCGGACGGCUCCUCUCGCGGCGACGUCGAGCGUGGAGAAGAAGCUGAAUCCGAUGCCGAUGAUGUUGGAGCAGCGGACGGGGUCUCUCGGGGCAGCGACGAACGUGGUGAAGAAGCCGGAGCUGAGAAUGGCGUCGGAUUUCAGCACGACUCGCAGCCGCCGGGUGGAAACGUUAGCGGCGGGCGGCGCGACGAGAAAGAUGAAGGCGAAGAAGGAAGAUGGCGAUUGGGUUCCUCUGCUUGCAAACCCUAGGACGGUGGCCUUGGGCCGAGCACCACAGCAGCAGCGAAUUGGGCCAGCAAGAGGCGAAAGAGGCUUUGAUGGGCUUAUUUUGGAUCGGCAGAACGGGAUAAGGAUGGGGCCGAGUUGGACUCCGGAUAGCCCAAUACUUGGACUGCAUAGGAGCAAUCUUACCAGAGUUCUCUUGUGUUGGGUUGGGCCGAGAUCAGCGGGCUCAUAUGCUGAGGAGUGUGAGAUGAACAGUGGGCUAGCAGCAACUAAGAAGGAACGGAAUAACUGGGCCACGCAAGAAGGUUAUUAUGGGUCUCGCAUAGGCUGUUUAUUUGGACCUCUUUUGCAGGGAAAGAAAUCAAAGAAAGAAGGAAGUGGGCUUGCUGAAACUGAAGGUGGGCUUUCAAGAGAGCCUAACCCAAAGUCACAGGGAGAAGAGUGGAACAUGGAAGGACUAGUCUUCAUCAUCGAGCACGUGGCAAAAACAAUGGAGCCAUCUGUUAAAUAUUUUAAGGUGGAUUGUGAAGAUGGACUCAAGGAAGAACAACUCUCUGAUUCUUACUUUGUAGAGUUUGAAAAAGAGGUUGGUGAGUCAUUUGGCCAUGGUUGUGAAAUGAGCCAUGCGGGUAGAUAAGAAGCCAUGGAAGACAGAGUUGCUGGAGUCGGCUUCAUUCAAGUAGUGGAGCACAAUUGGAAGAAAAGGAAGCUUAAGAAAUGGAGGAGUCAACCGCGGAUUGUGCGAGAAGAAAGAGAAGAGUGGGUCGAGUUGAUCAACCUUGAGGGCAAGGUUGGUCUGAAGGGGGAGGAGAUGUUAGAAACCGAAUUAUAUCCGGUUUCUAUAUUUAUUAUUAUAAUCAUUAUUAGGGUAAUUCUUAUUAUGGUUAGUAGUCUUCUAGUAGAAUUAGGUUUAUUCUUAGGGUUUUCUAGUAUUUCCCUAUAUAUAUGUACUUUGGGUCAUUCGUCAUAUUAAGCAGAAGUUAAUAAAGAAUUAUCUCCCUA
Messenger RNA from Linum trigynum, 1272 nucleotides. NCBI's taxonomy places the organism in Eukaryota, Viridiplantae, Streptophyta, Magnoliopsida, Malpighiales, Linaceae. The record is from the annotation of a GenBank genome assembly.